AUGGGUCGUCAUGCCAUCGCGGAGAAAUCCUUACAGGAUCAAAGAAACAUCCUACCAAUCGGUCAAUUACUGGUCGUCUUCAGUGGACUAGCAGUUUCUCUGUUAAUCUGCUUCAUCGAUCAAAAUGGCUUGAGUGUUGCUCUCCCCACUAUCAGCAAAGAGUUGCAUGCGCAAGAUACGAUUUCCUGGGCCGGAACAUCUUCACUCGUCGCGAAUGCCGUCUGCACCGUUCUCUACGGCCGAUUGUCCGAUAUAUUCGGCCGCAAAAGUGUUUAUAUCAGCGUUUUGAUUCUCCUGAGUAUUGCCGAUUUGCUUUGUGGUCUGGCUCAGAAUCCUCCCAUGCUAUAUGUCUUUCGUGCAUUGGCGGGUAUUGCUACCGGUGGUAUCACCAAUAUGACUAUGAUCAUUGUUAGUGAUGUCGUGACGCUGGAAGAUCGAGGCAAGUACCAAGGUAUUCUAGGUUCAUGCGUCGGCAUUGGCAAUGUGAUUGGCCCAUUCAUCGCAGCAGCUUUUGUGCAAAAUGCCUCGUGGAGAGAUAUCUUCUAUCUGCUUACUCCGUUGGCGGCCGUAAGUGCCAUCGUCGCCUGGUUUCUAUUGCCAAGUAAGAUGAGACCAGAGUCUAUGAAGAGUCAAGUGAAAAAGAUUGACUUUGCUGGUGUCAUUACCUCGACAAUUGCCAUUGUCUUCAUGUUGAUUCCCAUCUCUGGCGGUGGUCUGUAUUUUCAGUGGGAUUCUGCUCUAGUGAUUAGUUUGUUGGUUAUCGGGGGUUGCUCACUUGUGGCUUUCUUGUUUGUUCAAUGGAAGAUUGCUCUUCUUCCAAUGAUGCCUCUCUCUUUGUUCAAAAGUCCCGUCAUCACAACCUUGUUCUUCCAGAGUUUCCUUCUUGGAGCUGCAUACCAGUCUCUGCUAUAUUAUUUGCCAUUAUACAUCCAGAACGGACGUGGCUGGUCACCAAUUCAAUCUGCGAUAUGUUCGUUACCAAUGGUCUGUUUCCAGUCAACUUCAUCAAUCCUCUCUGGAUUGUACAUGUCACGGAUGAAUCGAUAUCUUGAGGUUAUCUUCACAGGGUUCUCUUUGUGGUGCCUUGGCAUUGGCUUGACACUGCUAUGGGAUGCAAACACACACAAAGGUCAAAUAUAUGGCAUACUUGUCCUCAUCGGUACCGGGAUAGGCUGCACUUUCCAGCCAACUCUAGUCGCUCUCCAAGCCCACAGUCCCGUGGCAAAAAGAGCUGUUGUGAUUUCCAUCCGUAACUUUUUCCGUUGCGCUGGUGGUGCAGUUGGUCUAGCCAUAUCGGCUGCAAUUUUGCAGGCUGUUCUCAAGAAGAACCUCCCAACUAAAUACCUAUACCUCACUCAUUCCACAUAUGCACUUCCCGAUAGAAGCAGUAUUCCAGCAGCAGAUUGGGACUCGAUUGUGAACGCUUAUGUCAAAGCGUCUCAUUCGGUCUUCAUCUUUCAAGUACCAUUAGUAGGGCUUUGUGUGCUCGCAUGCGUCUUCAUUCGGGACAAAGGAUUGCGAAAACAGGAGGAGUCAAAAAAGGAGGGUGUGACAGUGAAUGAAGGGCAAACAGCGUCUCAGGCCACGACACAAGUUGAUCCUGAGAUGACAGAGCAAGAGGAAGAUAAUCAGCACGAUCUUGAGAAUCGAUUAGAGAAGGAGGAGCACGAAAACGAUAAAGCUGAGCAAGCGUCAACCGUUUGA
This is a messenger RNA of Talaromyces stipitatus ATCC 10500, 1704 nucleotides long. RefSeq names its product MFS transporter, putative. The coding region runs from base 1 to 1704 and encodes 567 amino acids. Gene Ontology annotation, biological process: transmembrane transport. The record is from RefSeq and is a predicted model, not a curated record. The transcript has 3 exons. Lineage: Eukaryota; Fungi; Ascomycota; Eurotiomycetes; Eurotiales; Trichocomaceae. Gene Ontology annotation, molecular function: transmembrane transporter activity.